Molecule: messenger RNA, 5272 nt
Organism: Lytechinus pictus (painted urchin)
Lineage: Eukaryota; Metazoa; Echinodermata; Echinoidea; Temnopleuroida; Toxopneustidae
Product: mesenchyme-specific cell surface glycoprotein-like
Exons: 13
Coding region: 846-2600 (584 amino acids)
Source: RefSeq, a predicted model, not a curated record
AUCCACUCUCUCUUUCUCACUCGAGUCGGGGAUUGACUGCUGGUAUAACGAAGUGGAAAAUCCAAUAGGGCGAGGAGAUACAUCUUCGAGCACGGACCUUGAUGGGAUAGUAUCCACAGCGCUCGAUGUUCUUACUUUCCAUACCUGUCAUUACUUUUCCUUGCUCUCUAUUGGUAUUUCAUCGGCGUGAUAUUGGAUGUUCUUGGUAAAGACGUGAGGUCGAGCAAAAUAGCACAUCUUAAAUGCUCAGUAAACUGGUAUGAAACACCAAAAAUACUUCUGAAAAAUUCUGGAAUCGGGUCCGCCUUUCUCGGUGUAUCCAUCCACGUGAGUACCCGUUGAGUCCCUGGGAGCCAGGGUCUAAUCUAUCCUUGAACUUUACAAAAAGGUUCACACCCGUCUGAGGAUGUGUCGCUUUGAUGGUAAGGUUCGAUGACAGGAGUAGUGAGGAGGAAAAUACAUAAGUGAUUGGAGCCACUUAGCAUCUCAUCGUUCGUCUUCUAACGAUGGAAGUUAGUCGUAUCGAUACCCCCAUCGCACUGAUGAGAUCGGUCAACAGUGAAGUAUCACAGGAAACGGACAGGCUCAGUCUAUAGCCAUGUUGUCUCAAAUGGUUGAGUAUCCACUCUCUGGAACUUGAGGUCGUGGGUUCGAUCCUGCCGAAGUCCAAAGACUCUCCAACCUCCAUCUCAUCCGAUGAGACCUCACCAUGAUAUGGAACUAAACCGGUACUGGUGACAAGCUGACGGAUCGACUCAACAGCGGUAGAUGAUAGAUACCACACCUUCGAAUACUGCCUUAAAUAACUUUUGAAUCUCUAAGAUAUAUCGAAGCGGUUCAUAACCAUGGAUCAUAUCUUACAAAGACAUAUAAGAAACAUUUGUGCUUCAAUGUGGUUAGUCUUACUAACAGUCUCCUUGUCAGCGGCUCGGUUCACCUUGAGACCUAUUUCAGUGCUUUAUGUACCAUAUGAAUUUAACUCAACGACUGGGGAAGGACUCUACGGUCUCGUGAAAGGGCCGUCAGAACAGAGCAGCUAUGAUUAUAAGGCUCAUUUACUAUACAUAGCAGGCGACACCUACGUCCAAAUAGCCAACAUCACCGAUGCGGCCAACCCGGCCAUCAUCCACUCCCGCCCCGUCAGAUCGUCGGUGAAUGAUAUCGAGGUUUGUGGUGACAUCGUCGGCUACCUGGAGAACGGCAUUGCCCACAAAAACGCCCAGGGAACCCUCCAUCUCCUGCACACCUACAACAUGACCAGCAGGAACUGGACUGAAUACUUGGAGAUCCCAGUUGGCAGCGUACCAGAUAUGCUUUACUUCACAAAGGAUUGCCAUACCAUCGUGGUCGUCAACGAGGGCGAAUACGGCGAGACAGAUGUUCCUGGCGAGUUCAUCGAUCCCGAAGCGAUUGUUUCCAUCAUAAAGCUCGAUAGUGAAAGCAGCGAUGGGUAUAGGAUCAACAACCUCAACUUCACAUCCUUCAACGAACGAGCAGCUGAAUACGAAGCCAGAGGAGUCCGAUAUCCAUUCAAAAAUUCUACCUUCUCCCAAAAUCUGGAGCCGGAGUAUGUUGCCAUUAGUUCGGAUGACUCAACGGCAUACAUAGCACUACAAGAAAAUAAUGCCAUCGCAGUGAUCAACAUUGUUGAAGAGAGAAUAAAGGAAAUCUACAGUCUUGGAGCCAAGUCGUGGAAAAACCUUAAUCUGGAUGCUAGUAAUAGAGACGGCGGGAUUGUAUUUCGUAAUUAUGAUAUCUACAGUCUAUAUCAGCCAGAUGCUAUCAGAUACUUUGACGUCGACGGGACUGGAUAUAUAGCAACGGCCAAUGAGGGCGGUAGCGUGGAAUAUCCGACGUGGACUGAAGAAAAACGCGGGAAGUCGCUUGUAGAUGAUGGACUGGUCUGGGGUGAAUCUCCCCUUAUAUCUGCCCUGAAUGAUACAUCAAAGCUAGGUCGGUUGAAAUUUACCCAAUACGAAGGCAUCAAUGCUUCGAGAUUUGGAAAAAUCGAUCAGUUACAUUUCUUCGGUGCCCGGAGUAUAUCGAUCCGGAAGGCUAGUGAUCUGUCAUUGGUUUAUGAUAGUGGUGACGUCAUAGAAGUGGAAUCAUCGCGCGAGUUGACGAACGUUUUCAAUACAGACACAAAACCGCUCUCCGCUACGCCUGAAGGCGCUGCAGAUACCCGCUCCGAUGAUUAUGGUCCAGAAUGUGAAUCCUUAGCAUUCGCUGAAGUGGAUGGCACCAGGUUGCUGUUCGUGGGAAUCGAACGGCUGUCCGCCAUUGCUAUCUUUACAUUUCCUUCCGGGUCAGCGAUACCAGAGUUCGAUAGCUUCUAUCGAGCCGGUGGCACUAACAAAACAUACGAUCAACUCCUAGAAGAUAAAAACGUGGGUGACCUAGAUCCGGAAGAUAUAAAAUUUAUUCAUAACGAGAAGAGCCCUACCGGGAAGGAUUUUCUCAUCGUUACAAAUAACAUUGCAGGAACUAUUGCCUUCUAUGAUGUCAUCAAAAACUCGGCACUCAGAACCGAAGCUGGCUUUUUCAUCGUUUCCAUGGCUUUUGUUGUAUCAAGGACAUCAUCAGUUUUAUCAAUGUCAUAGACUUACCUUCUUAUUCGAUCUUCCAUUAUCGCCGACAAAGCCUAAUCACCUACUCAUUACGCGGUAAGAUCUCCUGGAAUAACCUCGUGUAAACCAACAAUUUUCAUCCAAUACUAGUACAUUCAUGAAUAUGAAGGCCAUUGAUUUAAAAUGGUAAAGUGAAAUGAAUGAUUAUGCACUACUUAUAUCAUUCUGUGUUUUGUUUAUCAAUGUUAUACGCAAUCCUUUAAAUCAUGUAACUUGGGGGCAAGGUUGAAUCGAUCUUAUAAUUACUGUAUUUCAAUAAUUUGUAUACAGCAUGUAAAGCUUCGUACAAUAUUUGUAUCACCUGCAUAGCAGAGCGAGACUAUAGGCGCCACUUUUUGCUAGAUAUCCUGUGCUCAUUUCAGGUCACAUGACCAAAAUCAAAGGUCAUUUCAGGUCAAUGAACUUUGGCCAUGUCGAGGGUAUUUGUUGAAUUGGCAUCAUAACUAAGAAAGUUUCAUGAAACAUAGACAUAAAGGUAAUCAAGUGUGAAUGAUUGUUUACAUCUGUCUUAGGUCACAUGAUCAUGGCCAAAGUUCAUUUUCGGUCAAUGGUGAAAGAUUCAUUGUUUUACCCAUGAUUUUAUCAUGGUGGUAACGAAAGUUGGCAUGUUCCUUGGUGGAAGGGUGAUUUUAUACACCAUAUGAUUUAUGUUAGUUCAUGAUUUAAGAAUGCAUAUUUGUUUGGGUAAUAGAUUCGAUAUUAAAGAAGAAUAUUUUGCAUGCGAGUUUGCAAGGUAUCUUGUAUUGCUUAAGUAUCUCAUUAAAGAACAUUAUUUUUACACGAAUACACAUCGAGAUGGACGGGGAUUUUUUGUAUCCUUUAUGAUAUCUAGCGUGCAUAUGCAAAUGAUCGUGAUACGAUUCUGUCAUGUUAAAACUCUUUGAAGCCUAAAGUACAAUCUAGAAAUCAAUUAAGCUUAACAUGUAUAGAUUAUAAUUUUUUAACAUUUUUUAAGGAUAUAAGUUUAUAAGGUUCACGUGAGAAAUACCCCUUUUAUGCUACUGUCUGUGCUCAUCAUUAUAUCUAUGCAAAUGUCAUUGAAAUUAAUUUACUUUUACAGUAGAAAUCCAUGGUAUUUGGCAGGAGGGAUAAUAUCAUAAUUCAUUUGAUAUUACAACAUGAGAGUAGUAGUUUUUGGGAGUAUGCCCCCCCCCCCCUCCGUUUCAUCAUCUCCCUUAGUUUGUCUUGCCUCCUUAUGUCAACAUUUUAUUUAGAUCGUAUUCUUCCCCCCCCCAUUUUAGCAUUUUAUUUAGACGGUCUUGUCCCCAUGUCAAAAUCUUCUUUAGAUCAUAUUGCCCCCCCCCCGUGUCAACAUCUCCUUAAGAUUGUCUUGCCCUCACCCCAUGUCAGCAUCUUUUUUUUAGAUCGUAUUGCCCUCUCCUGUGUCAAUAUCUUCUUUAGAUCAUAUUGCCCCCGUGUCAACAUCUUCGUUAGACCGUCUUGCCCCCCCCCCCCCAUGUUAAAAUUAAAAGCCCCAUAGACUCUUGGCAACUAAUACACCCAAACGACCAUUGUAGGGUGCUUCGAAUAUAUUCUUAGCCACGUUUUAAAGUUCUACCAACUUGUUCCCCUGCAUUUGCUAUAAGCCAUCAUGGGAAAUAUCAUCAUUAAAAAUAUAUAUAUGUGCAUUAAUAUGUUGCAAACUUAUGCUGACUGACGUCGUGGGUGAAGAUCACCCCCCUGUUGAUCGUAGUACGAAAUUCGAUACAAUAUCAAAUUGCAAUUAAUAGGAAUCCUUUUUGUGUUAUUAUAUUGGUGUAAAUUUCAUGUCUACUAGGUACAAUCUUUGCAAAGAUGUGGUACAAUUUUAUAUGUGAAUUCAUAUGGAUUGCAAAAUAAAAAUAAUUACAGUUGAAUUACAGCUUAUUAAGGUGGCGUUAUGUGUAAAUGUAUUUAUAUCAACAGAUUAUCAUAAUCUCGUAUAUUCACAUAUAUUAAGGAAAACAUAUCUUCGAAUAUUAUCUAAACGGUGUAAUACUUGUAGUUUAGACAUUCUAUGUUAUCUUGUAUAUGUCAAUAAAAAAACAUGAUCUUAGAUAAUUAUGAUCAUCCAAUAUUUCAACAUGUCAAGACCGGCAUUUUUACUAUAUACUUUGAAUAUCGGUAUUAUGAUUGUGAUACAAAGAGUAUGGUUAUACAUGCUAUAUUUCAGUAGGUUUCAUUAAAAUGAUGAUGGAAUCGGUGUUGUGACUACUCGGGCCUCAAAUCUUAAUCUAUCAGAUUGGUGUUUUUUAUCAUUAAAUUUUGACGAACAUUUCGACGUUGUUAUCAUGAUUGUCGCCUGUUUAGAUCUCAUAGCCAUGACUAUUAGGUCGAUCUAAAAUUAGUAGACAAAGAUACCAACAUAUUUUAUAGUAAGUAGUAUGCUCGCAUUAAUUUGUAAGUAAUGAUACAGAAUUGAAAGGUUCUUGGAAUUUUAAGUCUCUAGUUAUGACUGUCUUAUAUAAAAAUAUAUUACAUUGAGUAUAUUCGUAUUAUUCAUAUAACGAAGCUCAUAUUUUCUACCAAAAGAAUAUACAAAUUACGUAGUUAGAGAUCUUAGUUAGGUGUAUAUUGUAUUGUCUUUCAUUUUAGAAUAAUGAAUUUUCUGAUUUUUAUACCUGCUUGAAACAUGAUUGAAAGGAAUACAUAUCAAGAGACAUGGA